Messenger RNA from Polypterus senegalus (gray bichir), 3579 nucleotides. It is a transcript of the gene ca4a, whose product is annotated as carbonic anhydrase IV a. Lineage: Eukaryota; Metazoa; Chordata; Cladistia; Polypteriformes; Polypteridae. The record is from RefSeq and is a predicted model, not a curated record. Gene Ontology annotation, cellular component: plasma membrane. Bases 299 to 1387 code for a protein of 362 amino acids. The transcript is spliced from 13 exons. Gene Ontology annotation, molecular function: zinc ion binding; carbonate dehydratase activity.
AUCGAUGGCGCACAUACAUCCUGCUCUGAUGUUUCUGUUCGGUACGUAGCCAGCCAAGUUACUUCCCACUUGCACACGGUAGUUUGAACUCUCGCAUACCUGCAUUUUGCCCCUCGCUAUUCAGUAACUAAUGAAAAUUCGGUUGGGAGGAGCUUCAUUUCUUUACCGCGAGGUCUCCAGACAUAUAAACCCGACAGCAGAUGUGUAAAUGCACACUGGAGUUCUGUCAGCCCGACCAGGUACAACACAUUAGUCCUUGAGAUCCGUCAUCCCGCUCUGCCAGUCCGGAGACAAAACAAUGAACAAAGUACUUGUCACCUUUUUCCUCAUUAUGACUCCUUGCCUCGUUCAAACAACAGACUCCUCAGCAAGUCGCCAAGGUCGUGGAGCCAUUGGUAGAUUAGCAGCAGCAGGAACAGAUUGGUGUUAUGUUGCGGAUACGGCUGGGUCCUGUAAAGAACCCUCUGCUUGGAACACACUAGCAAAUUCUGUCUGUGGAGGAAAAUCUCAGUCACCUGUAAAUAUUGCCAGAAAGGCAGCUGUACUGGACUAUAGUCUGAAAAAAUUCGUAUUUGAAGAAUAUGACAAAGACAUCACUGUGGGUGUGGUGAACAAUGGUUAUACUGUUGAAGUAAACCUUGCACAGUCUGGUGCAAAAAUUAGUGGUGGAAAACUUAAUGGGAAAUACAAGGCUCUGCAGUUUCAUCUACACUGGGGAAAGGCCGGUGAAAAUGGGUCUGAACACCAAAUAGACGCUAAACAGUUUCCAGCGGAGCUGCACAUUGUCCACAUGAAAGACACCUUUACAUCUAUAGCAGAUGCUCUAAAAGAAAAGGAUGGUGUAGCAGUUCUGGGAUUUUUUUAUGAGGUCUCAAAAGAUGACAAUUCCAAGUAUGCUCCACUAAUUGAUGUACUAAGUCAAGUCGCCACCCCUACAGGAGCAGGAGGUGCAAGCACAGGAGAAGCAGUCACAACUGCAGCAUCAGAAGCGGCUGGAGAUCGCCAAGGUGGUGGAUCCAUUUUUGGGGCAGAAAGGGCUACUGGAAAUGUACAAAUAAAGAUAAAGUUGUCAGAUUUUAUUCCAAGCACUGGAGAUUUAACCAAAUAUUACCGUUAUGAUGGAUCUCUCACCACUCCUAACUGUGAUGAAGCUGUUGUGUGGACUCUGUUUGAAACCAAAAUUAAACUGUCGGCAACCCAGAUUGGAAAGUUUCCAGGUACCCUUAAAACUAAAUCUGGUGCUGCUCUAGUGAAGAACUUUCGACCCCUUCAGGCUCUAAAUGACAGAAAGGUUUACUGGUCCGGCUGCAGCUCUUUAUCACCUGGAAUUGCACUCCUGCUGCUUUCUAGCAUCUCCACACUGGGACUGACUAUUAGAUUUCACUAAGGAUUCCCUUUGGCAAAUAUAUUUUACAAAUAUUUAAAUUUGAUAAGUAUCUGUUUGCUGAAAGUUUUUUUGUUUUUAUGACUGACCAGAUGGAUGACUUCUUAAUGAGCAUGUUUUUCCCAGUCAAUUUUUUUUUUAAUAAUAACAACUUUUGUGUGAGUUUUCAAAAAAGAUAAUUUUUAAAUACUAAGUAUAUAUUUUGCUAUAGUUUUUUUCAAAACAUUUUUAUAUCCUUGCUACAGUGGAAAUGCAACUCUUGGCUGAAGACCUCCACAGGGAAAUAAAUACUUAGUCUUGUUUUCAGGGAUGUUAAAUGAUAAAGAGCCAUGAGUUUUUCCAUGCAUUGUCAGGUUUGCACAGUCCUGUAUGGAAAGAAUGUGAGAUGUUAGUUAUUUAUUCAUUUCACCAGUUUUCAUAAUUCAAUUUGCUAGUGAUAUUGCUUAUUUUUUAAAUACGAGUUUAUACCAGAAUGCAGGCAAAGAGUAGGUCUUGUUAACGGUCCGCCAUCUCUCCCUACCCCAUCUCUUGCCCUUCAGCGAACUCCUAGUCUUGUAUGCUCACGCUAUCUCCGCCUGUAUUUGACUCCGUCCCAUCUCAUUUCCAUCACCGAUUGUAUGGUCACGCUAUCCUUGCCUACAUUUGCCCCUGCCCCAUCUUGUGUCCUGCAGCAAGGACCCUCUCCAAGUUGCAAACCAUGACUUUAAUGCCAGUAGUAGUCCCUUCUGAAUCUCCACUGAGUAGUAAUAUGGAUAUGUAGAUAGACACUCCAGUAUAAACCUGCAUAUUUUAUCCAAAUAUAAGUGGCCUAAUUUACUUGAUUGACAGAACACCUACCCAAUCAGAAUUGUCUCCGCAUCUGUUGGGAUGAUCUUUUUAGGCCACAAGUACAAGUUAGGCGUUGCUUGAGAUUUGAUUUUUUUAAUAUGAUUCAAGAAAGGAGUUGUGUGUGUGGUGUGAUGUUCUCGGCUAGUGUAAUAAAGAAACCUAUAUAUACUAAUUAUUCUAUGAUUGUAUUGGUUUUGCUUAUAAAAUACCAAAGGUAAAUGACUGAAAUGUCUCGACUGGUGUCAUAAAGACACCUAUAUAUACUCAUUAUUCUAUGAUUGCAUUGGUUCUGUUUGUAAAAUACCAAAAUACCAAAGAUAAAUAACUGAAAUGUCUUAUCAGUUGCUUGAAUUUGGUUGAAUGGAUUAUAUUUGUUACUUUUUGUUUUUACCUUUUCUCCUUUUGUUUCAAUGCUUUCUUUAUCACACUUUUUCUGCUGUUACAGAGUAAACCUCUAUUUUAAAAGAUAUGCGGAAGUUCAGGUUUAAAUUGCAUAAUAGCAAAUGAAAAAAUGAACACAUUUAUGCAUUGAUUGUGUCCAUAUUUGUAUCUGUUGUUUGAAGUUGUUUGCAUAGAUUGUGUCCAUAUAAGUUGUUUGGUGUGUGUAUUUUUUAUCUUUAUGUUAUGCUUUAUUGUCUUCCAAGUUGUAAAGCUUUAUCUCACCUUAACGUGCUGUUACAGAGUAACAUCUAAACACAUUACACAUUUUAAGUUCAGGUUUAGUUUGGAAUACAUAUAGUAAAUGAAAAAAUAGCGCACAUUGCACACUGACAUCAGGGUUGAACCCCAGUCUGCAUCUGCUCUGUUUAAAACUUCUGCCUUGAUCAGAUUAUUUUUGCUUCAGUAUGCCCCACCAAUAUGGUCAUGUUUGUAAAUUGGCUGAUUUUUGUAAGUUUUCAUAUCAAUAUGCAGAGAUAGUCUUACUGUGUGAUUUUGGGGCCUUCUGUCAUUAUAUAAAAAGCUCCUUCCAAAUACAUUACAACAUAAAGACAAUAAUGCCAGCAGCCAACAUAACAAUUCAAAAGUGCCAGAGGAGGAAUUUAUAGUUGCAAAACAUAAGGUGUACAAUAUAUUUUUGAGGAGGAUUUUCACUUCUGUUUCUUGGCAAUGCAUGGAAAGUUGUGUGUGUUGUGUCAGGAGAUGAGGCUCUUAACGACGGGUUUAUUUUCAUAAUGUUGACACAUGUAAUGCCACUCAAAUCAAAGCCUUGUGUGAACUGUUGACUUUUGCCAGUUAAUCGCUCAAGAAGGUACUCGGCAUUUCCAAUGUGGCAGCUUUGGACUGCCUUGACAGAUUGUUCAAGUACAGCCUGCUCCAGUUAGUAACAUCCCUCUCUGGACUUUGAAGAGCCACUCAUCCAGUACAUA